Molecule: messenger RNA, 4616 nt
Organism: Daktulosphaira vitifoliae (grape phylloxera)
Lineage: Eukaryota; Metazoa; Arthropoda; Insecta; Hemiptera; Phylloxeridae
Exons: 19
Coding region: 229-4146 (1305 amino acids)
Biological process (GO): termination of RNA polymerase II transcription
Cellular component (GO): nuclear body
Molecular function (GO): helicase activity; transcription termination site sequence-specific DNA binding; protein binding
Source: RefSeq, a predicted model, not a curated record
UGUUAAGUUACUCUUACUUCGGAUUUAAAGUUAUCAUUAUUCACUAAAAAUUAAACAAUAAUUAAAAAAAUAUGGUUUUGUAUAAUUGUAAAAAAUAAGCUGUACAAAAUAAAUAAAAUUGUGGUCGAUUUAUUUUUAUCCGGAGUAAAAUGUAUAUUUAAAAUGAAAUAAAUGAUUUUUUCUAAAUACUAAUCUAAUUUAAGUAGCUAUUUAAAAGUUAAAAUCUUAAUGGCUUCCCUUGAAAUUAAACCUAAAUGUGCUUUAAAAUGUCUUCGAAACAUUGAAGAUGUUACACAAAAGAUACAUCCUUUAAAAUAUGGAAUGAAUACUAUUGGAAGAGGAUUAAAUAAUGAUAUUGUGUUGAAGAAUUUAAAUGUAUCAAGAACUCAUUGUCAUUUAUUAGUAGAGAAAGGUGAAACAGAUGAUGUGGCUUAUAUAAUAGAUUUAGGUACAUCAAAUGGAACCAUAGUUGGAAAUAUUGAUUUAGUUAAAGAUGAAAAAUAUAAAUUAAAUGAUCUAGAUAUGAUUGCUUUAGCAAGUGGAGACCAAGGAGUUGUUUUGCAAUAUAUUAAAAUAGUCGGAAAUAUUGAUUUGUCACCUUCUGGUCAUAAUGCUAUUCAAUUAAGCAACAAAAGAAAAGUGUUAAACUUAGAAAAUGAUGAACCAACAAGUACAUUGAAAAUGCCAAAGUUAGAAUUGCUGACUAAAAUUGAAAAUCAAGACUGUAUUAGUAAUGAAAUUAUGAUAAAAUCAAAUAAAGAAGAAAAUUUAAAACAGAAUAAUGACAUAGGAUCUAGUUCAGUCUACCCUAUUCAACAUGAAAAUCAAAAGAUUAAUUCUGAUAUUGAAGUGAACCAUGCAGAAAAUCCUGUUUUCUUAAGAUCAAACAUCUCAGGUUUACCUGUCAAUGAUGUUGAAAUGAGUAAUGAACCUAUUUUUUUAGCAAAAAAAGUUAGCUCUGAUAAAGUUGAUUCUAUGCAAGCAUGCUCUUCAACUUAUGCAGACAUUAAUGUUUUACCUGUUACAAAUAUAAAAGAAGAACUAGAUGCUAAUAAUUUUAUGGUAUUUAGUCAAAGCUCUUAUCGAAAAGAAGAAGAUAGUAUUAUUGUAAUGGUAUCUUCUGAUGAGGAAGACUGUGUUAAAAAUUCUGAAAUUGUAAAAAUAAGCGAAACAAAUAGUAUUGUUUAUAAUUUUAAUGACUUAAAACAACAACAAAGUAUUCAGUAUCCUCACAGUUCUAAUGAAAAUAAACCUAUUCUUUGUCAUUGGAAUAAUGUAACACAAAUUAGUAGUGAUGAAGAUGAAGAUAUAGUAUCAACUUCUAUCAAAUUUGAUAAUAAUAGCAUUUUAAUAAGUUCUGAUGAAGAUAAUGAAGAAAAUAGCCAUAAAAAUUUACAAUAUACUUGCUCCUUAUUAAAUAAAAAGUCAGUUAAAGAAGCUGUAUCAAGUACAUUGGUAAAUAAUGAUAUGAGUAGUGAUGAUGAUGGUGAUGAUAAAUACCCUCCAAUUAUUGAUGCCCUACCAUUGAAAAAUCCUUCAAAACGAAGAAUACCUAAAGCACUAAUUGAAAAUGAAAAUAUAAUGAAAACUCGUGCAAAAUGUCAAAAAAAAAAUAAUAAUAAAAAGAAAACGGAACUCUUGAUAGCUGAACAAAAUAAAGUUAUUGCUCAAGAAAGAAGAAAUAAAUUAAUGAAACUUUGUAAUAAUGUACAUAAUUCUAUUAAGGAGAAUAAAGAUGAUUCAACUAUUAUUGAUCAAUAUAUGGACAAACCAUCAACAACUGACAUAUUAAAAAAGAAAAGAAGAAUUUCAAGGGUCGUAUCAGAUCAACUUGAUGAUUUUAAAAACAUGCCUAGUACUUCUGGUAACAACUUUAAUACUAAAGAAGGAAUAAAUGGUUCUGAAAAGAUAAAUAGUAAAAGGAAAGUAACUUUUAAACAAUCAGAAAUAAUAAACAAUACAUUUUCUAAAAUUGAUAAUAUGACAAGUUCAAAAUAUUUUGCAUUGUUUGAUACAGUUAGUAGAAUAUGCAAGUGGAAUGCCGUUUGGUUGUAUGAACAAAAAACAAUUGAUGAAACACCACCUCUAACAAAAAAUUUGUACAAAAUGAAAGGACAAUUUGAAAAUCCUACAGAAUAUUCUUCUAUCAUGAAACCAUUGUUACUCUAUGAAAACUGGUCAAAAAUAACUGAAGUAUACAAUGUAAUGAUCAAUAAAAAUCCUAGUUUGGAACAAUGUAUUUUUGGGAAAUCACCAUUUAAGAAUUCUCCCCUUUUUACAUUUACAAUCCAUUCUGUAAACCAUAAAUUUUCUUCGUCAAAUCCAAUUUUAAAAACAAUAAGUGAACCUCUGUGGUGUUUAAAAUGUAUAGGGAAUAACCAAAGUACAUCAUCUUCAGUAGGCUUUCCUCAAAAUGGAUUUCUAUGUAUUGCUAUAGUUCAAUCAAAUUCUUUUGAAACUAAUGCAACUGAUGUAAAAAAGCCUACUAAAUCAAGAAAUAUAUUUUUUUCUUAUGUUCAAUCUGCAAAAAAAAAUGGGUCACAUAAUAUCCAGUGGAGUGUAGAACUGAUUGUUACUAGAAAAACUGUAAAUAUUCUCAAUGGAACAUUUAUUCAUUUAUUAGGCUUACAUUAUUUACGAUCAGAACUACGACUAUUUCAAGCAAUUAAUUAUGUUGCAGUGUCCUCACUUUGUAAUGCUUUAAUUACACCUCAAUUGCAUAAAUACUCAUAUUCCAAAGCCAGUAUCAAGAAUUUCAAUAUAUCAUUUAAUGAUUUUUUGAACAAUAGCCAAAAACAAGCUGUUAAAAUGGCUGUAAUGCUUUCUAUUUCCAAAGAACCAAACAUAGGACUUAUUAUUGGACCACCUGGUACUGGAAAAUCAAAUGUAAUAUGUAAUGUAGUAAUCACACUUCUUAAAAUGAAUAUUCAAUCUAAAGAUGACAAUAAACAUAAAGUACUUCUCUGUGCACCUUCUAAUGAAGCAGUUGAUGUUUUAGUAAGGCGUUUGGUUGAGAUAAAAACUGAAUUGAUGGAUCAAAUUAACUUUAGCAUUGUUAGAGCUGGAGGAAGUCAGAAAAUGGACCCAAUAAUUACUGAUGUAACAUUGGAUCAUUUAGUAAAACAAAAAAUGGAUGGUUUUUGGAAUGAAAAUGGAGGCAAACCAAGUUCUUUAUCUAUGUUUUCUAACAGAAAGGAAGUUGAAAGGCAUAUACUCCAAAAAACUGAUGUUGUUAUUACAACUUUAAAUUCAUGCUAUUCUAAAGCAAUGGAAGAUGCUUUCAUAGCAACUAAAAAUAAUUGCAAUCAAUUUACAGUUUGUAUAGUAGAUGAAGCUGGGCAAUGUGUUGAACCUUUAAAUUAUGUUCCUUUAUUACUAGGAAUUAAUAAACUUAUAUUGGUUGGAGAUGAUAAACAAUUACAGCCAAUUGUCAAGAGUAAGGUUGCCAAAGAUCAUGGAUUUGGCAUUUCAUUAUUCAAACGUCUUAAGUUCUGGCUAGACCAUAAUCAUACUAAUGAUAAUGACUUAAUUCCUAUGAAAUUAUUAGAUACUCAAUAUAGGAUGCAUAAAGAAAUUUGUACAUUUCCAUCAAAAUAUUUUUAUAAAGGUUAUGUAAAAACAGCUGCAUCAGUUAAUAAUAGAAAAUUGUUAUCUGUUCAUCCUUAUAUAAUACUUGAACAUCAGAGUCAACAAGACAACACGGGGGAAGCUAAUAUAGAUGAAGCACAUUUGAUUGUUAGUUUAGUAGAAAUUUUAUUAGACUUGGAAGAAUGUAGUUCAUUGUCAAUUGCAGUUUUGACACCAUAUCAUAAACAACGAGAACAGAUUAAUUUAUUAUUAGGAAAAAAAAAAAUUUCAUUAAACGUAAACACAAUUGAUUCAUUUCAAGGUAGUGAGUGUGAUAUUCUUCUUAUAUCAACAGUUCGCACUAAUGGAAUAGGAUUUUUAGAUGAUCAAUGUAGGUUGAAUGUAGCUUUAACACGAGCAAAACAAUCAUUAAUAAUCUGUGGAAAUUUUGUAUCUUUAAAAGGAGAAAAAGUUUGGUUUGAAUUAUUAGAAGAUGCUAAAAAACGUAAGCUGUUAAAAAAAAUAUCAAAAAGAAACUUAACAAAUUCGAGAGCAUUAAGUUCAAUUAUUAAAAGAUAGCCUUUGUUAUUUACAUUAUUUAUUUUUUCUAUUGUAAUAUAAUUAAUAUACAUUUGUAUAUUUUAAGUUAAAUUUCCUUUUUUGUAUUUUUAACUGACUUAACUUUAAAAUAUAGUUAUUAAAAAACUAUCCAGCUUUUAUACAAUAUAUUUUAUCAAUAUAUAUAUUUAAAAUAUGUUACAAAAAAUAUUAAAUAAUAUAUUAUUCUUAUUGAAAUUAAUUUUUAAUUAUAAAUACAUGAUAGAAGACCCUAUUUUUUCUUAAAAUUCCUCAUGUAUGUAUGAUAAUUAUAAUUUAAUAGAACUAUGUGCACUGUAAAAAUUAUAUUUGAUCUAAUUAUGAUAUAGUUGAAACAAAUAUAUAAAUUCAAGUUUAUCGAUAUGUUGGAAUACUUGUAUAGAGUAAUAUUACUAAAUGGAUACUUGUUAAUUAUUGGCCAAAGUGAUAAUAAACAAAUUUAUUAUAUUACA